This is a messenger RNA of Cyprinodon tularosa, 660 nucleotides long. Its product is annotated as pyrin-like. The transcript has 5 exons. The record is from RefSeq and is a predicted model, not a curated record. Gene Ontology annotation, molecular function: protein binding. Lineage: Eukaryota; Metazoa; Chordata; Actinopteri; Cyprinodontiformes; Cyprinodontidae.
AUGGACGAGAUAACCACAUCUCUAAAGGAGAGCAAGCAUCUACAUUAUCUCCAGAAGUAUCCUUUUGUUCCAGUCCAUGAUGACAUGAUGGACUGGACAGACGUGAAACUUGACAGCACUCUGUCUUUUGGCUCCAUGAGAGAAAUCUCAACAACAAUGCUUAGAGAUAUUCAGCAGGAGCUGAAGAAGCUGGUUUUUACAGAACUCAAAAGACUUCAGAAGUUUUCAGUGGACGUAUAACUAGACGCACAGACAGCACACCAACACCUCAUUAUUUCCCCUAAUGGGAAAGAAGUCAAAGAUGGAGGCGAAAACCAGGAAGUAGCUGAUUCACCUGAGAGGUUCGAUUUCUUUGGCAGUGUUCUCGGACUCAACAGCUUGACUACUGGAAAGUCAUACUGGGAGGUGAAGGUCAACAACUAUGCAGCCUUGAUGGAUCCACCUAUUCGUCUUACCCUGGAAGAGAAACCAGAGACAGUCGGGGUCUUUGUGGAUUAUGGGGAAAAUCUCUUGUCCUUCUAUGAUGUGACAAACCAGUCUCAUAUCUACUCCUUCUCUAAGUGCUCAUUCAGUGAUGAGCUUUACCCAUAUUUCAGUCAACAUAUGAAAAAGCAGAUCAACUAUGAACCCUUGAUUAUUUCAAAAGUAAAAACUUAUUAG